This is a messenger RNA of Exaiptasia diaphana, 3865 nucleotides long. RefSeq names its product acid-sensing ion channel 1-like. Gene Ontology annotation, molecular function: ligand-gated sodium channel activity. The record is from RefSeq and is a predicted model, not a curated record. The transcript is spliced from 6 exons. Gene Ontology annotation, cellular component: membrane. NCBI's taxonomy places the organism in Eukaryota, Metazoa, Cnidaria, Anthozoa, Actiniaria, Aiptasiidae. Gene Ontology annotation, biological process: sodium ion transmembrane transport. Bases 1766 to 3307 code for a protein of 513 amino acids.
UUUCCUUAUUGUCCAUUUACAAGAGCAAAUUUCGUCUUUGACAAUUGUUCCUUUCAAUAAAAAAGCGAACAUGUUGUCAUUUCCUUGACAAGGAAAAAAUGUCAAUUUUACCCCAUUUGCAGGAGCUGCAAUUUUUCUUUGCCAAGGAAAACUUGUCAAGGAAAAAUUGCUUGCGUAAACGCCGCUUAACAAGGGUUUCGAUCUUUCAUAUAUUCCUGACGUCGAUUUAAUAUGACUUGAAAUAACAACAAAAGGAAAAACAAUGGCUACUACAAGCAUUUAAAGGGGGUCUUCAAAAGUAAACACACUUUUUAUUACAAGCCGCAGCGAAAUAGAUUUCGAAAACUGCAGGGUUCCCGGUUACUAUGAUUGACGUCAUAAUCUCAUUUGUAAAGCAAACAUUGAAGUCUAAAUUUGAAAGUGAUGAUCGACAAAAUGGAGAUUUUCAAUUUUAAUGCUUGGCGUCAGUGUCAAUUCAUAAACGAAGUCUCAAACAGAGACCUCUUUUGAUCGGGGACACCGUGUACGGUUCCGUUUAUCUUGGAGUACUCGCCAKAAAAGCCAUGUUUUUUUCCUUAACUGMAACAUGUGCAUACUUCUAGCAAAAAUCCAAAAMAAUUUUUUCGAAGAUAAACAAAUGUAAAGUUAAGUCCYAUAAUGAUAAAACGCUCACGAAGGACAACAAACUUCCUCUCGCGUCUUCCUUUGGUGUUUUGACGUCGAUAUUAAGGCAGAAAAAUCCAGACUUUGAAAAGGCAUGUCUAUCAAACAUGAUAGACCAGAAAAUAAAAUCGAUAUCAAAGAUUUUGACAAAAUGGCACCAUAAUCGAUGUCCAUGCCCAAACACAGCAAAUGAAAUCAAUAAAAAAAACAAUAAAAAAAAAUAAAAAAAAUAACAACAACAACAACAAAGAGAAAACGAAGACAAUAACAUAGUUUUGUUAAUAUAAAAUUUCAAUCGAACCAUCUCUUCUAAAACUGAUGACAGAGGAGUUUGUAUGGACUCCCACAGAUGCAGUAAAUUGAACUUACCGCUUCUGCUUCAGCUGCUUCUUGUAAUUUCGUAGUAGGUCCAAAAAUGGAAUASUAUGAGGCUGUUGUGUGUUAAUGAAACGCCAUCAACAUAGCGUUUAUAUUGUUAUAUUGUCAAGUAAGCUGUAGUUUCAUCUAUAUAAAUUAAUUUUUGAAUGUUUUUUUUCUUAAUAAUCAUAAGAAUUUAAAAGUGUGAGAUAGAUAGAGUAAAUAGAUCAAACUGAAUGUUAAUGUGUGAGCUUAUUACUCUUCGCACACCUGCUCAGCCCAUACUCUUGAAGUUUAGUUGAUCUAAUAUUCUUUAAAUCACAAUUACAUUUGGUAUUUGAACAAUGGGAAUGAAUUUAAAAAUUAAGGAAUUUAAUUUCUCAAAAGCGGCGCGAAAAACAAUUCAACUUAUUUUGAAUAUAAAUCACUUCAAUUCUUGUUUCAUGUUCAUAAUCUCUUUCUGACGUAUUGUUUAUAUUAUCAUAAAAACGUUAUUGCUCAUAAUAGAGGGGAAUAAUAUAUAGCUCAAGAGUUAAUCAGCAUCUUAUUACAUAUACGUGGAAGCAAGCAUUCAGCACAUCGAAUUAGAAAGCUUUCCAAUGCAGAUCAUGAGGGAAUUUACUGAAGCUCGCACAAACAAAAAGUGAYGAAUAAGRUCGACUGCAGAUCUUCAAUCUAKAGCUUACACAAACAAACAAAUGCUAUAUGAUAAGGUGACCUUCAACAGCCAACUAAGCUYUYCCAUAUGUCUARUAAAAUGAAUAUAACAGAUAAGGCAAGAAAYARAGGUGAAAACGGUCAGAAGAAGAACAAAGAAGAAAGAAACGUCAGAUUGAAAGAUUUCAUCGACAACACAACUCUACAUGGAGCGAGAUAUGUCAAUGAAAGAAACCCUGUCCGAAAACUAUUUUGGAUUGCAUGCCUAAUAGCUGCGUUCGCCUACUGCGUUCGUCAAACCAUUGACUCCAUACAACAUUUCAGGUCAAGGCCUUAUGCGACAAUCAUCGAAAUYAAGCAAGAAAAACAGCAGAAAUUUCCAGCCGUGAGUUUUUGUAAUCUAAACAGGCUGAAUACUAGAAAGUACCGUGAUCAUGUCAAAAGUAAAUUUCCKGGUACAUCGGACAGUGAAAUAYAAGCUGAUAUCAAAUGCAUGGCGAGGAGGCUACGAAGAAUGACUGAAAAYGCGUUUGGCGUUAACUAUUCCAGGCUCUUCCCCUUGGAAAAAAACUUGACAAACUCGACCAGAAUGAAUUCAUUCUACACAACCGAUACAGCAAAGAGAGGCCAUCUUAUCCAAGAGAUGCUUCUGCCUAAAGAGCUUUUUUCCUGUGUYUACAAUUUUAAGCCAUGCAAUGCCGGCGAUUUCGACCCAGUAGACAUAACUCCCUACGGCAGGUGCUAUACCUUUCGGCCAAGGAACAGAUCUGUUAAAUUUACUGGAGGAUCAACUGGGGUCCGGCUCGUGCUGAAUGUGGGUUUAAAUUCAUACUUGGACGAUGGCUUCCCWCUUUARGUUGGCUUCAAGGUUGUUGUCCAUCCUCAUGAUACUCCUCCAAAUAUCAACGAAGGUUUUUACACCCUGUCUGGCGCUUAUACGUCUUGUGAAGCAAGGCGAAAACAGUUUAUCAGUCUUCCAACUCCAUAUUCGACUGCAUGUGGUACAAUGAAGAAUUGGAAAAACGAAAAAAAGGACUACAGGCGAAACUUGUGCUACUAUGAAUGCUACCAGAGGGAGGUUAGGAAGAAAUGUKACUGUWCAACGGAUUAUACCGGCACUGACGGUUACCCGCACUGUCUAACGGAAAGACAAACCAACUGUCAUAUCAAUGUAAUUGAAUCAAUUAUGGAGAACCGAAACUUCUCCAACUGUCAAAACUCUUGCCCUGAGUCAUGCAACUACACUGAAUACCAGACGAAACUUUCAACAUCGUCUAUUAAUCUAAAGAGCCUUGUACGAGACACGAACGAGUUGUGUGGAUCAGACCUCAAAAAUAACGAAAGCAUUUGUCAUGAGAUUCGAAAUAAAUCAGAAAAUGAAAAACAUGAGUAUUUCAGGGAGAAUAUCGUCAGUUUUGAAGUCUACUUGAGGGAUAUCCUAUACGAAGAAGUAAAACAAGUUCCAUCCUAUCAAGAGUUUGCAUUGAUAAGUAAUAUUGGAGGUAACCUUGGCUUGUUUCUUGGGAUGAGUCUUUUAACAUUAACAGAAAUUGUAGAAUUUGCUGUGAUCGCAUUGUGGAAUAGGAUGUGCCGCAUGGGUGGUAAGAAGAUUAACGUUACCCAAGAGUGAGUCUUUGCGAGGAUAUGGUGUAAAUAAGAGAACAAAGAAUAGAUUCCUCGGACAGUCGAGAAAAACUAACUUAAAGCAAUACUGAAAAUAUUGGAUUUGUUGACAACUACAAACUGAUUCCUUUGAACACUGAAAAGAAUAUGUUAAAAUGUAUAAUAAAAUGAACAUUAUUGUGUAAAUGAAUGUAAAUGAAAGAUCCUUGCUCGUGUUUUCAAUAAUAGAAUAGAUAUAUUAGACCAUAUUACAAAGGGAAAUGGAGGAUGUUGCAUGGGAGUGCGGAGCUUCGAGUGUUGGAAAGAUCUCACUCGUUUGUUAUUGCUGUUUUUAUCGUUUCGUUCAUCAGGCAAAGACGAUAUAUUCAGAAUAUAUUUCAGACAAGAAAAACUUUAUAUGACUAUGUUAAAACUUUGAUAAAUAAAGCAAUUUCUUGACCUUUCAGUUCUAGAGCCCGCUUGCUCUUAUGUUUUAAAGAUAGUUUAAAGUACUUUUAAAAAAGUACUUUUAAAAAAUGUUAAGCACAACUAAGAAAGUUGUAUUUAUAAGUCUGUGCCAAUAAAA